AUGCUGCAGAAGGACCCUCAAAGGGGCAAAGCGUUUCAUGACUUGGUUCAGCAUCGCUUGCAGGGGGCUACGUCGGUCGAUCAGGUCAGUGACAUUCUGCUGGGAUCCUGGAGGAUCGUCUUCGGUCGGCCUGAGAUGGCGGCCACCGCGCACACAGUCUUUGCGCGAUGGAGGCAUGCGGUGAAGUACCGCGCCAUUCGUAAAACUCUUCAGAAGCAGGCGGUGGUGGCGAAACGAGAACGUCUUCAACAGCAGGUCCAGGCAGCACUGGUGGGGGAAUACUUUGCAGAGGUCUUUGCCGCGCAAGAGGCCUGUUCUGACUUUGUCAUCCGAGAAGAUUUUCACUUUACUUCGGAUGAGUUUGCUUCUUAUCUCCGUGAUCUUCCGGCGCAUAAGGCCGUACCUGCGCACUGCGCCCCGGCUCCGCUUUGGAAGUGGUGCGGGGAGGCCGUCAGCAAGUUUACUGUUUCCUGUCUAGGUGGCUGCCUCAGGGCGGGUUCCUUCAGUGCACAAUGGCCCCAAGACUGGAGUACUUCCUACAUGUGCCUUUUACCGAAGACGGCGCAACAAUUGGACUCGGUCAAAAAGAUGCGCCCAAUUUCGCUUCUCCAUCCUCUGGGGAAAACCUUUGCUGGGCUUUUGAUGGGUAGGGUCAGGGAGGACAUCACUCAGCGCAUGUUGCCGUACCCCCAGUUUGCCUACCUGAGAGGGCGUUCGGCAAUGGAUGCCAUCGACAGGGCGAUGUGGCAUGUCUGGAAAACGCAAGCUCGCACCGGUCGGCAGUAUACACAACAUCACCGGCGUGCUGGCAUCCCUCAGGAGGCUAUGCUUGGAAGCGUUACGCUCAGCAUCGACCUCAGCCGCGCGUUUGAUUCUAUCAGUCGCAGCCAUAUCAAGUCAUCUUUAGAGUGGGCGGGCAUCCCAGCCAAUGUAGCAGAUGUCAUUUUGGGGUUACAUCAUGCCAUGACCAUACAAUACUCCGCAGCCGGCUUCUGCUCUCGCACUGCGACAGGCAAAGGAGUGAGACAGGGGUACCGUGCACUCUUCAUUCGCCAAUUGCGUGCCAUCUGUGACAGUCCAGUUCAUCUCACGCGCGAGAGCACCGAAGCCCUACUGGUUCGGGUUGGGGUUGACUGCCCUGUGCAGGCCUUGGCCAAGGCCACUGAAGCUCGUCAUCGCAUGACUGCGCAGCAGGCGGUCUUUCGCAUUCAACCAGAUGACCUUGCUGACAUGUGGACGCAGGUACUGGCCACCAUCAAAGUGCCGGGUGAUCCCCUGCCCACACAGACCGCGGUGGUAACCGUGCCUGCGCCCGACCUCGCUGACAACUCAACUGAAGCCCCAGUCACUGAGCCUGCACUGGCUGAUCAGGACUGGGAUGUGGUACCUGCCAGCGCUGAUCGCUGCCGCUCGGCUUCAGGCCAGGAUGAGCUUACUGCAGACUCGAACGCGCCAUGCGCUACAUUGGGUAUUCAGGUACAGGGGACGUUGUGUGAUACUUCUGCCCUGCUUGUGGCAGAUCCGCCGGCUCCUGACAAUGCUGCUAACCGCGAUGACUCUGUCGUUGCCGGUGUUGCUGCUGCCCCUGCUGUCUUGUCUCCACCACAGGACCCUACCAGCCAGGCUCUGAACAGUGCUUCGGCCUCGUCCUCUGAUGUUGCUGACAGAGCUGUGAUUGCACAUCCCUCUGCUAUGGCUCAUGCUGAUUUCAG
Molecule: messenger RNA, 1712 nt
Organism: Symbiodinium necroappetens
Lineage: Eukaryota; Dinophyceae; Suessiales; Symbiodiniaceae
Source: the annotation of a GenBank genome assembly